ACCAGGUCCUUUUGGAUUUUGCGACUGCUCUGGCUGGCUGCCAGCUGCUUGUUUGGAUGGGUGGCCAUGGGAAUGGGAAUCCGCAAUAAACCAGGACCCACCAGGAACUACGAGGAAGUGACGAAGGCAACGGCAUGGCAACGGCAUCUGGAGCAGCAGCAAAAACCCAAAACUAUUUGCACUCAACGGCGGCAACAAAUGUUGCUGCGGUGUUGCCUUGUGCUACUUACUGCUGCCAUUUGAUGGCUGGCUAGAUGUCGAUGUUUUUGCCCUGUAACAUCCAACAUCCAACAUCCUUGCCAGGACAGGAUCCCAAAGUAUUCCUCGAUGUCGAGCUGUGCAAAUAUGGAGGCGCCUGGUGAUGUGUUUACAAGUUUGCGAAUUGUUGUCAUUGUCGUCAGCUGGCCGAGCUUCAACUGGCUGUGGCUCCCCUCAAUCUUGGCCAGCACUCGGUGCUCAGUCUCAGCCCGCUUUUCAUUACCAAUUGGUAGUCCCUUCCCCCGGACCCAGGACCCAAAUGCAAACAUCAAUCAAGCUGCAUUAUGCAAAUAUUCGCUCGAAAGUUGCAACAAAAGCGCAUCGAGCUUGGGAAGAAGUGAAAGACGACAAAUGGGAAAUCGGAAAUGGGUUUGGGUUUGGGUUUGGGUUCGGUUUGGGGUUCGGGUUCUGGAUUGGGGGCUAGAGAUUGGAGAGCAGCCUGUCAGACGUCAAAAAGCAGUUGCUAUCCGUUUCACCGCCUUCCAUAUACCAUCAUCCAUCGCUGCUGUCAGUUGCAUUACUAAGACAACAAGAGGAUGGUUCAUCAGCUACACUUCAAUGAAAUACUGAAUGGCAUGCAAAAUGUUUCUAAAGUGUUUCUGAAAUGUGAAAUAUUUGAACCAAAAAUAUAUAUUCACUUUU
Drosophila suzukii is the source of this 900-nucleotide messenger RNA. Lineage: Eukaryota; Metazoa; Arthropoda; Insecta; Diptera; Drosophilidae. The record is from RefSeq and is a predicted model, not a curated record.